Rhipicephalus sanguineus (brown dog tick) is the source of this 968-nucleotide messenger RNA. RefSeq lists its product as uncharacterized. NCBI's taxonomy places the organism in Eukaryota, Metazoa, Arthropoda, Arachnida, Ixodida, Ixodidae. Bases 12 to 920 code for a protein of 302 amino acids. The transcript has a single exon. The record is from RefSeq and is a predicted model, not a curated record.
CUUCCACCAGGAUGCGCAGCCAGCCGUUGAGCAUUUCGAAGCUGCAAGAAGAAAAAGAGCUGAACGUGCUCACUGGACUUCCAUGCUUUGAAUUAUUUUACAACAUCUGUGACCUUUACACGGAAUGUCGCACACUAGCACAGAGUAAAAGCUUUUGUAUCUCCAAUGAGGAUGCAGUUUUCAUGACUCUCAUUAAGUUACGCCACAACAUGACCUUUUCUGUUAUUGCUGUGCUGUUUGGAAUUCACCGCACAACAGUAUCAGAUAUUUUUAAGUUCACCGUAACUGCCCUAGCAGGAAUUUUAGCGAAGGCCGUGUACUGGCCAAGCAAGGAAGCUGUUGUCGACAAUUUGACUGUACACUUCAAGAAAUACACAAGCGUAAGGGCAGUGCUAGACUGCACCGAGAUACCGUUGCAGCGGCCAAGAGACCUGGAGUCCCAAUUAUUAACCUACAGCUGGUAUAAGGGCACAUAUACCGGAAAGGUAUUAAUAUGCGAGACACCAGGAGGCCAUAUCAGUUACAUAAGUCAAGUGUAUGGCGGAAGAGCGUCCGACUCUUUCAUCACAAAGGAGAGUAAGAUCAUGGAAAAGUUUCUCCCCUCCAUUGACAGCGUCAUGGUGGACAAGGGCUUUUUAAUUGAUCAGCUUUGCCUGAAUUACCAUGUCGAAAUGGUGAGGCCACCAUUCUUGCGUAAGAGCAAGCAGCUCUCAAAACAUGACGCUGAAAAAAAUCAAAGUAUAGCAGCUGCACGGGUACAUGUUGAACGCGCUAUCCAACGCAUGAAGCAGUACAAGAUUUUGACUAGUAACUUGGGCAUUGAGUUGUUUCCUUACGUUGAUGACAUAAUGCAAGUUAUUGCAGGGAUUGUGAAUCUUUCGAAACCUAUAUUCACGAGUGACAAGUUUUUGGCGCAGUAGAUGUUGCACUGAAAGCUGCUGCUCUACGAGCUUCAUUGCUGGACAUGA